Messenger RNA from Durusdinium trenchii, 1719 nucleotides. The record is from the annotation of a GenBank genome assembly. NCBI's taxonomy places the organism in Eukaryota, Dinophyceae, Suessiales, Symbiodiniaceae.
GUUCCCAGCCUUGUGUCCUCCCAAUUCCUCCCAUGCCACUGGCGCCAUGUGCCGUGCCAUGCACCGCGAGACCCGCCGCGGCCGGUCUCGCGGUGGCGCGACCGCCGCGGGUCCGAGUGGGGCGCCGGCACGCGCCGUGGUGCAGCGCCGUGGUUCCCGUGAGCGCCGUGGGUCACAGGCUUUGUGGUGCCUUCCGGCGCUGCGAGCGGCGGAGACGUGGCCACGGUCGUCGCUCCUUGAGGCCGGCCUCCGGCGCCCGGUCCAAGCUGGUCGACGUUGAGGAGAUCGAGCUGGAGCGGCCUGCGCUUUACAUGGUGGCCACGUGCGGAACACCCGGUUCCGAGCCAUCGCGUUGGCCUAUUGGAAAUCUGAGCGACAUCACCCUGAGAGCUUUGCAAGUCCUGCGGGAGGUCGAUGUGAUCUUCGCAGAGGAUACGAGGACCACUGGUUUGCUGCUGUCGCGCUUGGGCAUUCAGUUGAACCAACGACUUCUGCUGCCAUGCCACGCCUUCAACGAGGAGCAAGCAGGACAAAGCCUUCUGCGGAAGCUUCGUGACAACCAGUGCGCGGCGCUGGUCUCGGACGCUGGGACGCCCUUGAUCUCGGACCCGGGCUACGCGGUGGUCCGCGCGGUGCGUCAAGGUGCUCCGCAGGUGCCCGUGCGCAGUGUGCCGGGCUGCUGCGCGCUGGCCGCCGCGCUGAGCGUGGCGGGGCUGCCGUGUAGCCGCGUCCUCUUCGGGGGCUUUCUGCCGAGCGGCGGCGCCGCGCGGCUCGCUGAGCUGCGGAGCCUUCUGCGGCAGGCCUCCACGGGCACCCUGGUGCUUUAUGAGGCGCCUCACCGGCUGUUGAACACCUUGGAGAUGCUCCGCGACGAGCUCGAUGCAGAAGACGCGCGGGAGCUGGCCGUGUGCCGUGAGCUCACCAAGCGCUACGAGACGGUGCUGCGAGGCACCAUUGAUGAGAUCCUGAUGGAAGUUCGAGAGAAGCCGGAGAAUCAGAAGGGCGAAGUGGUUCUCCUCGUGGCCGGGCGCGCCGAGUCCGAGCGCGGUCCGGCCGUGGAUGCCAUGGAGGUGCUCCGGAUCCUGAGUGCCGAGCUACCUGAGAGCCGCUACACCAAGCCGGCGAGGGACGAACGGGGCGCUCCUGGCCUUACUACUAGGAGCAAGAAGCUACGUGGUUAGCAAAGGGUCAUUGUAGUGCUUGAUGGCAGUGAACUACAUUUGCCUUUGCUCCUUUGCUCCUUUGCUCCUUUGCUCAGCUGACUGAGAGUCUUUAGCUGCGGUGCUAAGCUGUACCUGAAAUAAUAUAUAUCCAGCGAUGGCCUCCAACCUAAUUAAUCACUAUGGUGUAUUGCUCCAUGCGGAUGGUGCCUUUUCUGCUUUUGGGGCUCCGAUUUCGUCCUAGGCCGGGCGGUGGCCUUGGCGGCCAAGAUUGCCGGCGUGCCAAAGAAGACGCUGCGGCUCGCGCAGCACGCGCGCGCCAACGCACGCCCAUGAGGCUCCGUUGCGGCCGCCCAGCGCCUCACAAAAGGGCGCGUCCAAAAGGGCGCUGUGAGCGGCGAUCGAACGGCUUGGGCUUCGUCGCUGGUGUUUUCGGAUCGCCGUGGAGGUGUCCAAGAGGCUUUGAUCUCAAAACCUCUGCAUCGGCCUUUUUGCACCAGUUGGGACUCAAUUCGGAGCUAGUUGGGACUAGUCGAGUUGGUUCAUGGUCAACAACGUG